GGAGUUUGAAUACAUAUAUUUCACACAAUCGUCGACCGGAACAGACAAUCAGAGAAGCGCAGCAAAGGAAGCGAAGAGAGAGAGAAGCCAAACGAACCAGAGAAGGUAAGUGAGCCAACUCAAUUUAAUCAAGCGUUACUCAAUAUCUAUAUUCAAACAAAAAACAAGUUACAGACAUAUGAUGAAUGGGAUAAGCAAUCAACACAUAUGCGAUCACAUAAAAAGUCGGAAUAAAUAAGCCAAUAAGUGACAGGGUCAAAAUGUCGUUUAAGAAGAAUGGACAGAUUGGUAUGUCCAGAAAAUAGAACAACCCACGUGUGCAUCAGAGUAUUUGUGAGCCGUAAUCAAUGGGUCAUGUUAUGUGUGUCCACAAAUCGGAAUGCAAGGUCAAAGGUUAUGUUUUUUAAACGACAGUUUUACAGGUAAUAAUGGUAGUGGUACAAAUGGUAAGAAUUGAUGAAAAAUGCAAAUAAUAACAAAACUAAUUGUAAAAGAUCCUACUUUUCGCUAUUCCCUAGUGUCUGUAAACGAGAGAGAAGAAUCUAUGCAUUCAAAAAUAAAAUCAAAUUAAUAGCACAUUAAUUUUAAAAAUGUGUGCCUUCUGAUGUGUAUUAUAAGAAAACGUCAUACUUAUGUAAGAAAGAAUACAUGUGUAUCGUAAAGACGCGGACAAGAAUUAAAAUGAUAGCAUAUGAUUAUGAGUAAGUUAACAAGCGUACAAAAAGAUUAACAUGAAUUUACGUCGUGACUGUCUGGACAAUAAAAUAACACGUUCGCAUGAGUGACUCGAAAUACCAUGAAGACAGAGUAAUAAAUCAUGUAUGGGUAUGACAGCGUAAUAAUUCGUGAAAACAAGUAGAGCAGAAUAUAACAAAUUGGUCUGUAGUGCCGAAAUAUAAAAAUUGGGAGGACGGCCCACGGGUGAACCCGAGGAAGCUCAGAAAGAGCCGAAGAUAUUUCAUCCAAACAUCUUUUGGAAGAAUAUCCCAGAAUCUCUGUGUAGCUUCCCAAAACAAAGAUGACUAUCUUUGUUCAAUAUUCGUUACCAAGGUCUUAAGUUAGCAAAAGCUGGAGACGAUGACUGGACGCAACAUGCUGGCAUAGUAAAUCGCGAGUUUCAAAUUAUCAACGAUGAUAGAAGACCCAAACGCCCGGCAACUUAUGCAGCGCUACCUAUUGUUGAACAAGAAUUAAAGCGCCCGCAAAGAAGUGGAAUCAUAGAACAAGUGAACUUUCCUUAUUGAACAGCACCAAUAGUGAUUGUUAAGAAGCUUAAUGGAAGUAUCCGGCCACGUGCAGAUUAUUCGACUGGAAUAAACGAAGCCCUUGAAGUCCAUUAGAACCCUGCCCGACCGAAGCUGCUACCUUGACGUGGUGGUCGGGCUUGCCUAUCGUGAUGAAGCAACCGGGCUAUAUUGGCUGGAAUAUAUGUUCCUGUAGGUUCUACUAUGCCAGGCAGGUCAAUUGGAGAACGGUAAGACUAAAAGCAGCAACUCAAGGUCUGAGGGCGAAGUCGUACUGCUGACUGUAGAGGGGUGUGGCAACAUUAAAGUGUUUCCCUCGGACAACCAGCAUCUGCAGCGAUUCUGCCUUCCCACAAGGAGGGGUGGGGUUAGAAAUGGUCAACCAUAAAAAUGUCACAUCUCGCCUUAUUUCAUGGAUAUCCGUCUCCGGCGGUAAGGUAUUAACAAGUACGGAGCUAACACAAAAAUUACCUAUAACAAGGUCGUGUGUGAUCGACCUCAAGCAGUUGUCCCUUGGGCACUGCGAUCACGCCCUCAGGUCACUAAGACCACCUCUAAUCGAAUUUUCUUUUCACGUACCUCCAGAAGAACCCUUCCACGGUGCGGGCAGCCGGGAAGUGAUAACCGCCCUCAUACCUCUAACAUCACUCAAGAUCACUGUAUUCAUAAUCAACCUCCGUCUUCAAUUCCUAUUAUUCCUCCUACGUCGACUUUCAACUCUUAACUUCCUCUUUCGGCUUCCUCCUCAUGUGUCACCAUAUCCAACGAUUUUAGUGCUCGAAACACUGUCCCAAGUCUACUGAAACCUCGCUACAAACUACACAUUGGAGCCUUCAACGUACGAACCCUAUGUCAAAUCGGUCAGCAUGCUUCCUUGGCUAAAACGCUAGAAUCUCGUACCAUUGAUGUAUGCUGUGUCUCCGAAACACUCAUACAGGAUCCCAGUGUGGUCAUUCACUUGACCUCACCUCGGCAAAACGGAGAGCCAACGAGACACACCCUCCAUGUAUCUGGUGACCCGAUGGCCAGUCCUCGUGGACUGGCAGGUGUAGGCAUAGCACUAAGCAUGAGGGCGAAACAAGCACUGUUAGGGUGGAUCCCCGUUAACAGUCGUUUAUGUGCUGUUCGGCUAAACGGCUUCGUAAGAAUUCGGAAGGAUAGGGACACACGUUGUUGCCUUUUCGUCGUUUCUGCUAACGCUCCCACCGAUUGCAGCUCGGAUGAAGUGAAAGAUGAAUUUCACAGGAAGCUCUCUGGACUUCUUCAGAAAGCUAAACGUUCAGACAUAGUACUCGUAGCAGGUGAUUUUAAUGCCCAGAUAAGUAGUUUAAACCAAACAGAAAGGCAUUUAGGUGGGUAUUUCAGUAUUCCGGCACAAGGAACAGAUAAUGGUGAUCGUCUGCUGCAGCUGUGCUCAAACAAUCGUUUAUUUUUAGCAAGCACAAAUUUUAAGCAUAAAGAGAGACGCCGUCUAACAUGGCGACUUCCUACACCAAACCAACGAUGGACUCAAAUAGACCAUAUUGCCAUCAGUCAUCAAUGGAGAGGCUCAAUAAAAGAUUGUCGCUCGUUCUGGAACACCUGUUUGAACUCCGAUCAUGAUCUAAUACGAGCACGCAUUUGCUUUCACCUCACUGGACGCAGGAAAACCACAUUAGGACCCAUUAGACUCGGACUCAGUGACGAGGAAGCUAAAAGUAGAUUCCAGGAACGACUGAGGUCACAAUUAGGUAGUUCUGAAAAUGAGGUUGACCCAGAUGUGGCUUGGAAAGAUAUACGAACAGCUGUGGAAACAGCAGCGACAUCUAUCAGUGAUCUAAACCAAAGGGUUACGAAAAACCAAUGGAUUCCUACUAAGUCUAUUGCACUGAUAGAUUCUCGUAAACUAAUCCCAUCAGGCUCUGAACAGGAUGAAGAGCGAAGACAAAUCAGAUCUAGGUUAAACAAAAGUCUAAGGAACGACCGUGAGCAGUGGUGGGUAACGAAAAUAAAAGAGAUGGAAAAGGCGGCGACUAUAGGGAACACAAGACAGCUCUACAGACUAAUAAAAGAAACUGGAAUUAAUAAGUCAAGUGUAAGUCAGACUAUUUCGAAAAAAGACGACACUCUCAUCUGCUCCCAGUCCAAACGUUUAGAACGAUGGGCGGAACAUUUCAGAGAACAGUUCAGCUGACCUUCAGCUACUCUACAACCAUCCUCCAUUCCUAGACAGUGUGAAUGGAACAUUGAAGUAGGUCCCCCAACUCUAGCUGAAGUUCAAAAGGCUAUGGUUAAUCUGAAACGAGGAAGGGCGAUUGCUCCAGAUGGAUUGACACCAGAGGUCUUUAAGAAUGGUGGUCCAAUUUUAGCGAUUAGGUUGACUAAUAUUUUAGCUAAGAUCUGGGAGUUGGACGUAACGCCAUCUGACUGGUCACAAUCAUUGACUGCUGCAAUACAGAAGAAGGGGUCAACAUCAUCCUGUGAUUACCAUGGAGGGAUUAGUUCGACUAAUUUAGCAUCUUAAACACCAGCCUCAAUAAUUAUCGGGCACCAAACUAAAACUCGUGAAUUGCAAACAUGAGGAAAUCAGGCUGGUUUCAAACAUGGUCGUGGCUGCGCCAUAAUAAUAAUAUAUAUUGGCGCUCUCUUGCAUCGACCACAUAUUCACCAUUCGUCAGGUUCUAGAACACAGAAAUGCUUAUCGGCGUCCGACAAUAGUGGUCUUUCUUGACUUAAAAGUAGCACUUGAUUCUGUAGAUCGAGAGGUUCUCUGGCAGUGUCUGUCAUUGAAAGGCGUACCUCAAAAGUACAUAAACCUUGUAAAGGCUCUUUACUUGAACACUACUAGUCGAGUCAGAGCUUAUGGCAAACUGUCAUCUGAUUUCGCAACCUCAAGUGGUGUCCGUCAAGGCUGUCCACUUUCUCCAUUUCUGUUUAACUUCAUCAUAGACCUACUGAUGGAAAUAAUAUUCUCGUCGACUGUAUUCCCGGGCAUUGAUCUCUAUCCAGGAGGUCCACUUGUCGACUUAGAAUACGCAGAUGACAUAGUCCUGUUUGGUUAAGACGCUGACAAAAUGCAGAGUCUUCUGGUAGCACUAAGCAACAAUGCCAGAAUGUUUGGAAUGCGUUCUCUCCCUCGAAACGCAAUUUGUUGCUUCAGGACUAGUCUGCGUCAACACCUGGACUAAGGAUAGAGGGUGAAGUGUUCGAACGCGUCGACAACUUUACUUAUCCUGGAAGUCUGAUCAGCCCUAAUGGGUUGGUGUCUGACGAAAUCUCAGCACGGAUGUGAAAAGCUCGCUUGAAUUUUGCCAACUUACGUCACCUAUGGCGAAGGCGAGAUAUCCGUCUAUCAAUAAAAGGACGAGUAUACUGCGCGGCAAUCCGUUCUGUUUUAAUUUACGGAAGCGAAACAUGGCCACUAACAGUAGAAGAUACUCGUAAGCUACUAGUAUUUGACCACAAAUGCCUUGGAAAUAUUGCUGGCGUCUGCUGGGAUCACCGGGUAAGCAAUAGUGAGGUUAGACGCAGGGUAUUAGGGAAUGAUGGUAAAUCAGUCGAUGAGGUUGUGAAUCUUCAUCGACUGAGAUGGUUGGGCUACGUGUUGAGUGUGCCUGAACACCGAUUACCACGACGUGCAAUGCUAACCGGUGUUGGAGAUGGUUGGAAGAAAGUUAGGGGUGGCCAAACCAAAACGUGGUAUUAGUGUUUGAAGACACUAACAUCUGGUCUGAGCCAUGCUGGUAGAUGUAGAUUACUUGGUUGGGGUCCGCGUGACUAUCGCAACCAAUGGUUGGAGACUCUUGGUGACAUGGCUCAGAACCAAUCACAAUGGCGUAGGUGUAUACACUCUGUCUUCCCUUAAACUGUGAGAUUAAAAUCACUUCUUUUACGAACUAAUUCUUUCUUCCUGUACUAUAUCCUUAUAUGUAAUCUUCUUACCACAAUUGAUUUAAUCACUCCUAUGAAUCCGAUGUUCAUCUUGCUGUGCUAAUGAGAUGUGGCAACUUGGACCGAUGCAUGUAUGUGCUUGGUCCUACGUUGAAGCUGACUGACUUGUACGCCGUCUAUUAAGCGUCUAAGCUCUAGAUAUAAAAAAGAAUAGUUGAAUGUGAACAGGUUCCAAUAAGCUGCAGUAAAUGGCGUCGAUUAGCGGUUUGGUAUCGGCAUGGCACUGAGUUUAUGUGUAAUAAGUAUAAUCCAACAGUAAGAUGAUAACUGCAUUGGUGGGUGAUAUUCGUUGCUGUACUGCAAUCAAUGAUUAUCAUAAAAUGCGAAGUCGGUGUACAUCAUCGUUCGUGUUGUGACCAGAUGCAUCCAGUCAUCGUUAAACAUGUAUCAGUAGAGUGACCAGACGAACAGAAUAGUGACUGCCGAGAUGAGAUACACGGAGUCGUAUUCAUUUUUGGUCGUGAAGUCUAGAGUGGUUUGUGUAGUUUGAAAAGGAUACGUUCAACCUCAUUUGUUACGAACCGUACUUAGGCAUGACAAAAUACCAAUACAUAUGAUUAUCGAUGACGGACGAAUGAAACUACCUUGGAUGUGACGAACAAGGGUGUAUCCUUGAAAGAAAAGCUUCAAACUCUAUGUUCUGGUAUACAGUGAAACGGAAGUAGAAAGUUAAUCGCAGUAAUCAAGUAAUGUUUAUGGGUAAUGAAUGCUGUAGAACACAGUUAUACAUAUGAACGAAUAGACAAAAUGAACAUAACUGUUACUAACCGGCUAGUAGUGUUAAAGCUAUCCACGGACAUAUUACGAGACAAUAUUUCAAAGAAAAAUGUAGAGUAUGAUAACAAAGUCUCGAUUAUGUGAACGAGUGUAGGAGUGUGCCCCCCUAAGAAAACCACCUGCUUUGGUUUGAGCACCCAGGUAGUAUCCCAGACCUCAAAUAAAUCGAAGGAUUUGUGUGGUGCGUACGUUUAGUGCCUCCUUGUACCAAUGUUUAUGUGUUUAGAUAAAUAAAUAAGAACGAGUGUAAUGAUAGGACGAAAAGAACACGAGAAAGAUGGAACUUACGUAGAGUAGGAAAUUUCGACGUCAUGAAAAACACAAAGAUAGUCUAGUGAGUCGCAAAUGUCACAACGUGAAUGGGAUGCUCGUAAAAUCAUAAUUAGAUGAAUGAGUGAUAUAAAUGCAUAAAUGUCAUAAUAUAUCAUCAAGAUGAGCAGCAAUAGUAAUUCGACGUUUUGAGAUAAAAUGAUACCAAUGUGAGAAUGAGUGUGACAGUGUUUAUAAUCACAACGGAAUGAUCCGGUAGAUGGAUUGGUGAGAUGAGUUGACACAAGGACAAAAUACCAUCAAGAUACGAUUUGAGAAUGUUCAUGUCCCCGGUGUGCCGGCUUUGCUGAAUGCGUCAGAUUAUAGAUUGAGUCAUUCGAGUUGCUCGUCGACAAAGGCAGCUGAUUGGUCCAAACUCGGGCUUACCAUAUUUGUAAUGGCAUAAAGAUAUCAUCGAUGAGGUUGUCGAUUGAGUAAGAUCUGUUGAGUUCCUUCGUCAAAAGUAUGUAGUGCAGAAAGUUCUACAUAGACCUAGAUCACUGAGUUAAAUUCACGGUAAAGCUCAUCACUUUAGGGGCCCUGUAUCUGACUCCAGUAGGAUUGUAUGCUAACUGUUAUUGAAAUACAUAUGCCGGCUAUCCUCGUAUAUUUCAUCGACUUGAAUCACGUGAGUAAUGGAAUUGAAAAAGCCAAAUACGAGAAUGGAGUUUGAAUACAUAUAUUUCACACAAUCGUCGACCGGAACAGACAAUCAGAGAAGCGCAGCAAAGGAAGCGAAGAGAGAGAGAAGCCAAACGAACCAGAGAAGGUAAGUGAGCCAACUCAAUUUAAUCAAGCGUUACUCAAUAU
Messenger RNA from Schistosoma bovis, 7070 nucleotides. Lineage: Eukaryota; Metazoa; Platyhelminthes; Trematoda; Strigeidida; Schistosomatidae. The record is from the annotation of a GenBank genome assembly.